CUCUCUCACUCAACUCUGCCCUUCAAAUAAUCUUCAAAAAUAUGUCAUAAUUAAAACAAAGAAUUCAUGAGUCCACAAUGAAACUCAAAAAGCAGCAGACUUCAAGAGCCCUCGGCUCCAGCGAGGACCCGAGCACAGUGUCCGGUCGGAGCCUCGGCACUUGCUGUAGCCGGAGGCCCGUCUCCAUGGAGACGGCAAUCGGGCCCCACCCACUCCAUGCAGUUCCGGUCACGUGGCUCCCGCACCGCCCAAUCGGCGCCCGGAGCUGGCACGCUCGCGAUUCAAACUGCGGGUCCGCUGGCUGGCGCGGCCGAGGCCGCUUCUGCGUGCGGGGCCAUGGAGCACCGCAUCGUGGGGCCGGGGCCGUACCGGGCCACCAAGCUGUGGAACGACACCGUGGAGCUCUUCCGGGCCAGGAUGCCGUUACGGAAGCAUCGCUGCCGUUUCAAGAGCUAUGAGCACUGCUUCACGGCAACCGAGGCUGUGGACUGGCUGCACGAGCUGCUGACGCACAGUCAGAACUUCGGGCCCGAGGUGACUCGGAAACAAACGGUCCAGCUGCUGAAAAAAUUCCUAAAGAACCAUGUCAUUGAAGACAUCAAGGGAAAGUGGGGUCAGGAAGACUUUGAAGACAACCGUCACCUCUACAGGUUUCCUCCUUCGUCACCUCUGAAACCAUAUCCAAAAAAGCCCCCAUACCAAAGGGAUGUUAUUAAAUUCCCAGAGUGGAAUGAUCCUCCACCGAGCACUUCACAAGAGAAUAUCCCAGUGAGGCCGCUCGUGAUGAAUUCUGAGAUGUGGUACAAACGUCACAGCAUCGCCAUUGGAGAGGUGCCAGCCUGCCGACUGGUGCACCGCAGACAGCUGACCGAGGCCAAUGUGGAGGAGAUCUGGAAGUCAAUGACACUGUCCUAUUUACGGAAAAUCCUUGGUCUCGACUCCUUGGAAGACAUUUUAGACAUCAAGCUCGUCAACGCCAAGUUCAUCAUCCAUAACGUGUACAGCGUCAGCAAGCAGGGAGUCGUCGUCCUCGACGACAAGUCAAAAGAACUUCCUCAUUGGGUACUGUCAGCUAUGAAGUGCCUGGCAAAUUGGCCCAACUGUUCAGAUUUGAAACAGCCCAUGUACUUGGGAUUUGAAAAGGAUGUAUUUAAAACCAUAGCAGAUUACUAUGGUCACUUGAAGGAGCCUUUACUCACAUUUCAUCUUUUUGAUGCUUUUGUCAACGUAUUAGGUUUGCUGCAGAGAGAGCAGAUGGCGGUCGAAGCCUUUCAGAUCUGCUGCCUGCUGCUGCCUCCUGAGAACAGGAGGAAGUUACAGCUGCUGAUGAGGAUGAUGACCAGGAUCUGCCUCAACAAGGAGAUGCCCCCGCUAUGUGACGGCUUGGGCACGAGGACACUGAUGGUGCAGACAUUCUCCCGCUGCAUCUUGUGCUCCAAGGAUGAAGUGGACUUGGAUGAGUUACUGGCUGCUAGGUUGGUGACGUUUCUAAUGGACAAUUACCAGGAGAUCCUGAAGGUGCCCUUGGCUUUGCAGACCUCCAUAGAGGAGCGUGUGGCUCAUCUCCGAAGAGUGCAGAUAAAAUACCCAGGAGCUGAUAUGGACAUCACUCUGUCUGCCCCAUCAUGGUGUCGUCAAAUUAGCCCAGAAGAGUUUGAAUACCAAAGAGCAUACGGCUCCCAGGAGCCGCUGGCAGCCUUGCUGGAGGAAGUCAUCUCAGAUGCCAAGCUCUCCAACAAAGAGAAGAGGAAAAAGCUGAAGCAGUUUCAGAAAUCCUAUCCUGAGGUCUACCAUGAACGAUUUCCCACAGCAGAAAGCGAAGCACUUGUGUUUCCUGAAAAACCCAAGCCCAAACCACAGCUGCUAAUGUGGGCGCUGAAAAAGCCUUUCCAGCCGUUUCAGAGAACGAGGAGCUUCCGGCUGUGACCCUUCCACUUCCGCAGCGCCAUGGGCCAGGGGCCUCUGUUGGUCUGGAGACAACACGUUCUUCAUGAGGAGGAUGUUGGUGUUGGGAGAGGGAAAAAUAGACUACUGAAAUCUAAAGACUAACGUUAAAAAAAAAAAAAAUCCUGAGCCAUUAUCAGUAUUUCUGUAGAACUCGAGUUGUUUUAAAUGUGUACAAAUCAAUUAAAAAGAUGCAAGUCCACAUCUAAGUGUCAAAUGAACAUGUUUAUAAUUGUUACACAAUCUGCUUCAAGUAUUUUACCAUUGAUUUUUGUUGCUCUCUUGGUGUUUAUAACAGUUGUGUGUAUAUCUUGGGUGCCAAUGUCUCAGUUAUCACCAAGUCCUGGGUGUGACAUGCAGUCUUGAAGAAGACAGACACAGGAUACUGUUAACUCUGAUGUUGUUGGCUUCGUGGCAGCAGUCAUUUCUCCUGUGUACCUUACAGUUUCCAUUAUUACACAGAAAAUGUCAGUGUCUUAAAUCCUGAUGGCUGAGCUGGAUGCUAGAACAGGCAGAUGCUAGGGCCGAUUUUCCUGGAGAUGGUUCCUUUAGAACGUGUCUGGGAGUUGCCAUUUACCUGUAAGUGGAAUAACUUUUCAUCUACCCACCAGGGUAUAAACUCACUCUUGGCUAAAGCUGGAAGGUUGAACUGUACAAAGGCUUAGAUUCCUUUAGUCCUAUGAUCUGUGUGUGUGUGUGUGUCAAAUCUGCUUUAUUUUUGUAAAAAUGAAUAUGAGCUAAGUAAAAUGUGAUUAUUUUCUUUAUAAAUAUAUUUUUCCAUCUUCUUCAUCCCUUUCAAAGUAAAUGGAAUGGAAUGUAAAUAAAUGCUGGGGUUUUGUUCUGUG
Ochotona curzoniae (black-lipped pika) is the source of this 2789-nucleotide messenger RNA. It is a transcript of the gene DEPDC1B, whose product is annotated as DEP domain containing 1B. Gene Ontology annotation, biological process: intracellular signal transduction; positive regulation of Wnt signaling pathway. NCBI's taxonomy places the organism in Eukaryota, Metazoa, Chordata, Mammalia, Lagomorpha, Ochotonidae. The coding region runs from base 217 to 1926 and encodes 569 amino acids. The transcript is spliced from 12 exons. The record is from RefSeq and is a predicted model, not a curated record.